Trachymyrmex septentrionalis is the source of this 718-nucleotide messenger RNA. Its product is annotated as HIG1 domain family member 1A, mitochondrial-like. NCBI's taxonomy places the organism in Eukaryota, Metazoa, Arthropoda, Insecta, Hymenoptera, Formicidae. Bases 384 to 659 code for a protein of 91 amino acids. Gene Ontology annotation, cellular component: mitochondrion. The record is from RefSeq and is a predicted model, not a curated record. Gene Ontology annotation, biological process: mitochondrial respirasome assembly. The transcript is spliced from 3 exons.
GGAAUCUUUCGCUAUCCUUGACCUUGACGCGUACAUGCGCUUGUACUUUGCAAAUUGCGAUUGGUAAUCGCAAAAGUUGCGGAGAAUUCCGUUCCUCUCCCGCCUUCUAGCCCGCGGCGAGGGAAUAAAGAAGGGAUUUUCCGCUAUCAGAGCAGAUCAAAUGAUCAGAGAAGGAUCCAGAAAGGUCUUUUCAUAGCCGACAGUUUUCCUAACCUGAAUAAUCGUCAACUUUAACGAUUAAUAUUUCGGUUCACGGGGCAGAGCGACAUCUUAUUUCGGUUAGAUUCUUUUAUUUCAUGCAAAAUUGCAUCGACUGAAAUCGAAUUUCAUCAAAAUUAAAGUGGGUUAGCAGUUAUUAGUUAUCAGUAUAUUCUUUUUUAAAAAUGGCUACUACUGAUAAUGACACAAUAAUAGAUCAAACUUUGUCAGAAAAAUUUGUAGAGAAAGGACGAAAGUCACCAUUUCUUAUUGCAAGUUUAAUAAGUUUAGCAGGUGUCUGUGGCUAUGGUAUUUAUGGUUUUAAGAAGAAAAAGAUGUCUACACAGAUAUAUUUAAUGCAACUCCGAGUUGCUGCCCAAGGAACAGCAAUAGCUUGCCUGGCAAUAGGAAUGGCAUAUCACAUGGUAAAGAAGUAUAUCUUGCACGAUGAAGAACCAUGAUGCUUAAUGCUAGAUAAAUUUAAUAGCUUAAUUGUUUAAUAAAAUAGGAAUUAAAAAUG